Messenger RNA from Diorhabda carinulata, 733 nucleotides. RefSeq names its product selenoprotein F. The record is from RefSeq and is a predicted model, not a curated record. Bases 189 to 680 code for a protein of 163 amino acids. NCBI's taxonomy places the organism in Eukaryota, Metazoa, Arthropoda, Insecta, Coleoptera, Chrysomelidae. Gene Ontology annotation, molecular function: oxidoreductase activity. The transcript is spliced from 3 exons. Gene Ontology annotation, cellular component: endoplasmic reticulum lumen.
CGCUGACAGCUGAAAUACAAAAUAAAACUGGUGUCUAUGAAUAAUAUAUGUUUAAGCGGUUUUUCAUUACGUUGUACAAAAACGUAAGUUUUAUUUGUUAGAUUUUCUGUGAUAACGAUUUUACACGUAAUAUAUAUGUAAUUAGGAGAUAUUUUAUAAGCAUUAAUAUUCAAGUUGAAGUAAUUUAAAUGAAUAUGUACACAACUACUUUUAUAUCUCUUGUGGUAGUUCCAUUUAUAGUGUUAGCAGAGUUUUCAACAGAAGAUUGUUGGUCAUUAGGAUUUCACAAACCUAAUUUAUUGUGUUCUUCUUGUGAUCAAUUAGAAAAGUUUCAACUUACUGAACUUUUGUCUCAUUGUAAAGAAUGCUGUCAUCCAGAUGAAUCUAAUUCAACAGAAAAGAUUUUUCACAAAGCAGUUCUUGAAGUAUGUACUUGUAAAUUUGGAGCUUAUCCUCAAAUUCAAGCAUUCAUUAAAAGUGAGAGACCAGAUAAGUUUCCGAAUUUACAAAUAAAAUAUGUCAGAGGAUUAGAUCCAAUCAUAAAAUUGUUUGAUAAAGAUGGACAUUUACAAGAAACUGUAGCUAUUGAGAAGUGGAAUACGGAUUCUGUGGAAGAAUUUUUAAGUACACAUUUAAUAAAUUCCAGUGAUGAUGAUUAUUUGAGAACAAACAUGAUUUGAAUUUUUAAUAUAAAAUUGUUUCCUCAUUUUGUAAUAUAAAUCUCUUAUACCUA